Molecule: messenger RNA, 1056 nt
Organism: Funneliformis geosporum
Lineage: Eukaryota; Fungi; Glomeromycota; Glomeromycetes; Glomerales; Glomeraceae
Source: the annotation of a GenBank genome assembly
AUGUCAAAUAACCCGUUUUUAGCAGAGGAAAAUAAGAACCAUCAUGAACUCGGUUCAUCGGUCGCUGCGCCACCACCAGCCUACGAUGAUGUUGUAAAACCAGGCUAUAACUAUGGUUAUCCACCAAAUAAUCAAUCAUAUUCUCCUCCUUCAUUUUCGCCACCGACAGUGCCAGUGGCAGAGAAUCAUAAUUAUAAUCCAAUAGUUACUGCAGAAAGUUAUCAAACAGCUUCCGCAAAUCCUAGUGAAAAGGCUGCAAAUGACAAAGCAUGUAAUCAAAUCAAAUUAAAUGAUAUUCCGGAAAAAUUCACCUUUGAUCCAAACUUGAUACUCAAACUCAAUGUGGAUGAUUCUCGACGUCAGUUAAAUGGAGUUAAUAUUUUACAAAACCCAUCACCAGAAGAAACCAAUGUUAUUGUUGAAGUGUUUACUGGAAGUAGCGAUAGAAUUACCCCUCAAUUUGAAACAAAGAUUCAAUUCGAUAGUUUUGAAUUGAAAGUUUUCCAAAAAGUUGGAUUUGGUGUUUUCAACAUUCCACCACGUUGUAUGCUAUUGAAAAUUAAUGUAAUCCUACCGCAAGUCAAUGCUGGAAACCCAAUCCCGAAUAAUAUUCAAGUCAAGAAUCUGAACCUUAAACUUGUUAAAGAUGAAAAUAAUAAACCAUAUCAACAAAACAUAGGUUUAUCUACUGACGAUGGAAAUAUAUUAUUAGAGGAAAUCAAUGGAAAUAUAAUCGACAUUAAAACCAGGGAAGGAUUUGUUGGAGGAUCAAUACUAUCACUUGUAAAAGAACUUAUGGUUUCGACCGAUGAAGGUGAUGUGAGCUUAUUUUUGGGAAAUGUUCAAAAUGCAAUGGUCAACGUACAAACUAUUAACGGAAAUGUUGGAUUAACGAUGGUUAAUAGUUCAUUCGUUUAUAAAGUUCGGACAAACGAAGGUCGCAUUAGCAUAAAUGAUGAAAUGAUAUAUGGACUCGCUAAAAAUGGUAAGGCGGGUGAUGGAAAGGCAAAUGUGUAUAUUUCAACUGAUGAAGGCAACAUUAUUUUAAAAUAUUGA